This is a messenger RNA of Notothenia coriiceps (black rockcod), 3196 nucleotides long. It is a transcript of the gene igf2bp3, whose product is annotated as insulin-like growth factor 2 mRNA binding protein 3. The transcript is spliced from 16 exons. Lineage: Eukaryota; Metazoa; Chordata; Actinopteri; Perciformes; Nototheniidae. Bases 450 to 2267 code for a protein of 605 amino acids. Gene Ontology annotation, molecular function: RNA binding. The record is from RefSeq and is a predicted model, not a curated record.
UUGAACACGUGGCUCAUUCAAAAAAGCCGGAAUAGCGGAGGAUUUUUUUCACCCCCUUCUUCUUCUUCUUAUUCUAGGAUCUAGAUUUAGAGGCGGGCGCCAGCCUUACCGUGUGUGACAUUCUCUGUCUCUUUGCCAAGGGGUUUGGAGGAAGACACAAAGUAGUUUCUCCUCCUUUUCACCCAACGCGCCAUCGUUUGGAGACACGAGAUUAAUAAUUGAGCAUUUAUUUAUUGCGCGAUAGAGACAGAGGGGCGAGGGAGAGCGAGAGCGAACGCACAGUGAGGCUGCCAGUUUAAAUCUAUCUGUGGCUUGAACGACCGGGAAGCACGCCACAGCCUCUCCGUAGUAGUAUCGGCGAUUUAGGCUACUCCAAACACUGCACAUCCGUGAGAGCAAACAACUAUCUCUCCCUCAGCGUAAAGAUUGUCCCUUUUUCGGCGCAAAACAUGAAUAAGCUAUACAUUGGCAACGUGAGCGCUGAGGCGAGCGAGGAGGACUUAGAAACUAUCUUUGAGCGUUUGAAGAUCCCGCACAGUGGUCCGUUUCUUGUCAAAACUGGCUAUGCAUUUGUGGAUUGCCCGGACGAGAAAGCAGCAAACCUGGCCAUCGAAAGGAUAUCAGGUAAUGAAGAACUCUUUGGGAAAGUUCUCGAAGUGGCGAUCUCGGUCCCUAAAAGUCAAAGGAGCUGUAAGAUGCAGAUCAGGAACAUCCCGCCUCACAUGCAGUGGGAGGUCUUGGAUGGUAUGCUUGCUCAGUAUGGAACAGUGGAGAGCUGUGAACAAGUAAACACUGACACAGAGACUGCAGUAGUCAACGUUCGAUAUGCAGCGAAGGACCAGGCCCGUCUGGCGAUGGAAAAACUGAAUGGAUCUAUGAUGGAGAACUUUGCCCUGAAAGUGUCGUACAUCCCAGACGAGACGGCUGCAGCAGAGGGGGCUUCAGGCAGGGGCCGCAGAGGCUUUAACGCCCGUGGAACCCCUCGUUCCGGCUCUCCAGGUCAGGGUGCCCGGCCCAAAAUGCAGUCGGACAUUCCACUGCGCAUGCUGGUGCCCACGCAGUUUGUUGGGGCCAUUAUCGGCAAGGAAGGUGCCACUAUCCGCAACAUCACCAAACAGACCCGCUCAAAGAUUGACAUCCACAGGAAAGAAAAUGCAGGUGCUGCAGAGAAGCCCAUCACUAUUCACUCCACUCCUGAAGGCUGUUUGAACGCUUGUAUGACCAUCAUGGAGAUCAUGCAGAAGGAAGCUGUCGACACAAAGUUUACUGAGGCGAUCCCACUGAAGAUACUUGCACACAACAACUUUGUAGGAAGAUUAAUUGGAAAGGAAGGACGCAACCUGAAGAAAAUCGAGCAGGAUACCGGGACCAAGAUCACAAUCUCUGCUCUCCUUGACCUGACCGUGUACAACCUAGAAAGGACCAUCACGAUAAACGGCACCCUCAAGGAGAGCAACAAAGCUCUAGAGGAGUUGAUGACGAAGAUCAUGGAAUCGUAUGAGAGUGACAUGGCCGCUAUGAACCUGCAGUCCAACCUGAUUCCAGGCUUGAAUCUGAACGCUCUGGGUUUGUUCCCCAGCGGAGCGCCAGGCAUGGGCCCCUCCAUGUCCGGGAUGCCGCCUCAUGGAGCCCACGGUGGAUCAGCCUAUGGAUGCAGUCCUUAUGGUGGUGAGGGGACAUUUUGGGCUCCUCUGCUCUCUGCGAGCAGCCAGCCCUUUUCUCAGGGACAACCGGAGUCGGAGACCGUUCACCUGUUCAUCCCUGCACUCGCUGUGGGAGCCAUCAUUGGAAAACAGGGUCAACACAUCAAACAGCUGUCACACUUUGCCGGAGCCUCGAUCAAGAUUGCCCCUGCAGAAGAGAAGGACUCCAUACAGCGGGUUGUCAUCAUCAUCGGAACACCAGAGGCUCAAUUUAAGGCUCAAUGUCGCAUUUUCGGCAAGCUGAAGGAAGAGAAUUUCUUUGGACCCAAAGAAGAGGUGAAGCUGGAGGCUCACAUCAAGGUCCCUUCCUUUGCUGCUGGACGCGUCAUCGGGAAGGGUGGAAAAACGGUGAACGAGCUGCAGAACCUGACCUGUGCAGAGGUGGUGGUGCCCAGGGACCAGACGCCUGAUGAGAACGACCAGGUUAUCGUCAAGAUCAUCGGACACUUCUUUGCUUGCCAGCUGGCCCAGAGAAAGAUCCAGGAGAUCCUGGCCCAGGUGAGGAGGCAGCAGCAGCCUAAGCCCACAUCUGGAGGCCAACCGCCACAGCCCCGCAGGAAGUAGAUCUCCAGCGGACCUGGAGGAACGGUGACUGAAUCUGCCAGAAGACUCGACAGACGGAUUGAUGAAGCAGAGUCCGGGGGGAGAAGAAGAAGAAUACGACAAGGAGUCGUAACGCUCAUCUCAGGGGACAAAGAUUAUCAGAACCCAACCAAACAUCCACCCCUCCUUGUCUUGCUUGAUGAACUUUCAGGUGUGGCUAAUAAGAGACGAUCCACCUCCAAAUCUCCACCCACCUCACUUCUCUGCAUCUCUGUGAGAAUGUACUUCUGAGGGCUCCCAACGACGUCACCUGCCCUCACACGUACGCACCCCUCGAUCGCGCUCCUCCUCCCCCACGGGUGUGUUCAAAAUAUUAUUAUUUUUGUCCUCUUUUUACACUAGAAACACAAAGAAGAAAUAAGGAUCCCCCCCCUCCUAUCAGCUACUUGGUGUGGUACUUCAAACCUGACAAGAUUAUUUUGUUGAAUUAGUUUUUUGUUUUUUUUAAUUGGUUUAUGAAGCUUUCUCAUGAGUUUUCUGUGGAAAGGAAAAGGCAUUGCUAUCAAGGUCCUGGUUGGACCAACAGAAAGGUUUAUUUUGGGGGAGGGUUGGCUCAGAUUGGGUGGGCCAUGUUUAGGGGAAAGAUUCUUGUUUCAGGCCAGGACCCCUGAAAGGGUGGAUUAUAUUGGGUGUCCUGCCCUAGUAAUGAUAGUGGCAUUUUAUAAAUUUGGAUGCAUUUUAUAGAUAGACCUAUAUACAUAGAUGAAUAUAUAUUUAGAGGUGAGGGCAGCGCCACGACUGACACUUGGGGAAAACAGUGCCGAACUGCUGCUGCCCAGGAAAACCAAUUUAAUAUGCAUUUUACUUAACUACCUCAGGAUCUAGUACCUCAGAAGAGAAAAGAAAAUGAUUAUAUAUAUAUGAAAAAAUGUUCCUUUCUUUUUUAUUUU